Molecule: messenger RNA, 1149 nt
Organism: Hemibagrus wyckioides
Lineage: Eukaryota; Metazoa; Chordata; Actinopteri; Siluriformes; Bagridae
Gene: ube2d1b
Product: ubiquitin-conjugating enzyme E2D 1b
Exons: 7
Coding region: 233-676 (147 amino acids)
Biological process (GO): protein polyubiquitination; ubiquitin-dependent protein catabolic process
Cellular component (GO): nucleus
Molecular function (GO): ubiquitin conjugating enzyme activity
Source: RefSeq, a predicted model, not a curated record
GUAGAAGUUGCUCGAGUCUCGCUCCCAUCAUCUACACCAGCUCCUCUCUCAGGGAAACACAAAGUAUUGUUAGCUCUUUCUAUAGCAAUAAACUUAGACACAUUAUCGGCACGGUUCUAGAGCUGACACACACACUCUCACUCUCUCUCACUCUCACUCUCUCUCUCUCUCUCUCUCUCUCUCUCUCUCUCUCACACACACACACACACACACACACACACACAGCGGUGCUAUGGCGUUAAAAAGAAUACAGAAGGAGCUUCAAGAUUUGCAAAGGGACCCUCCUGCACAAUGCUCAGCUGGACCUGUCGGAGAUGACCUGUUUCACUGGCAGGCAACAAUAAUGGGACCUACUGACAGUCCGUACCAAGGCGGCGUCUUCUUCCUUACCAUCCACUUUCCCACAGACUACCCCUUCAAGCCUCCGAAGGUAGCAUUUACAACCAAAAUCUAUCACCCCAACAUAAACAGUAACGGAAGUAUUUGCCUGGACAUCCUGAGGUCACAGUGGUCCCCAGCACUAACGGUUUCGAAAGUUCUACUGUCCAUAUGCUCCUUGCUCUGCGACCCAAACCCUGAUGACCCGUUAGUCCCAGACAUAGCACACAUCUACAAAUCAGACAAAGAGAAAUACAACAGACUAGCAAGAGAAUGGACCCAAAAGUAUGCAAUGUGAAGACUUAAUGGACAUUUUUUUAAGUCACAGAUCACUGUCAAUUCUAGUAUCUAAAAAAAAACAGAGAGAGAGAGAGAACUUAGGUUAUAUUCUUAAACACAUUGUAUUGAUAACCAUCCAUUAUCUGCAAUGACCAAUAAGGAUAGCUGAACUAGUAUUUCAGAGGGGAGCGUUUUCUUUUGCACAAAACAGAAAACCAUUAUUCAGUCUGUGCGUUUUUGCCCCCUCUGCCCCCCCCCCGCCCCAUUCCCCCCUCCUCCAGGCGGUGUCGGGGCACUUUCUGCAUUUUCUUUAUCCUUAUUCGCGAUCGUAUUUAAGAUUGGCAUGCCGUUGUACAGCUGUAGUUACCCCAGGAGAGGGGAAUUAACCGACUUCUCGUUCAAUCAAGUUCAUUUUCUUUAGAUAUUUUUACUGUAUAGUUAAAUUGCAACUAUACUUGAUUUUUUUUUCCAUUAAAAUUUGUUUUAAAAUGA